UCUCAGUUUCUUCCUGUGACGUAGUGCUAGCUCUCGAUGCUACACGCGGGAAACAGGCGAAGCUGCACAUUGACAAGACUUCAGAAGCUGAGAUGGGAGACACACUGGAGUUCAACGAGAUUUAUCAGGAAGUCAAAGGCUCCUGGAAUGAUGGACGGUUGCGUUUCAGCAAACAAAAUGUGGUUUAUAAGAGCAGCAAGACGGGGAAGGUGGACAGCAUCCCAGCUGGUGAGCUCAACCAUGCCCAGUGGAGACGAGUGUGUUUAGGUCACGGCAUCAAGCUGAGCACCAGCACGGGACAUGUUUACAAAUAUGACGGCUUCAGGGACACAGACUUUGAGAAGAUUUCCGAGUUUUUUAAGACUAACUACAAGGUGGAGCUGACGGAGAAAGACAUGUGUGUAAAAGGAUGGAACUGGGGAACAGCAAAGUUCUCAGGGCCGCUGUUAUCAUUUGACGUGAAUGACAAUUCAGCAUUUGAGAUCCCGCUGGCCAACGUAUCCCAGUGCGCCACGGGGAAGAACGAAGUCACUCUGGAGUUUCACCAGAAUGACGACACGGAGGUCUCCCUUAUGGAGGUCCGAUUCUACGUCCCACCCAGCCAGUCUGAUGAAAGGCAAGACCCUGUUGAGGCAUUUGCCCAGAGUGUGUUGUCUAAGGCUGAUGUCAUCCAGGCAACAGGAGAUGCUGUGUGUAUCUUCAAAGAGCUGCAGUGUCUCACACCCAGAGGAAGAUAUGAUAUCCGUAUAUAUCCGACUUUCCUUCACCUCCAUGGUAACUUCGACUACAAGAUUCCCUACACCACCGUCCUCCGUCUAUUCUUGCUACCACACAAGGAUCAGAGGCAGAUGUUCUUUGUUAUCAGUCUGGAUCCUCCGAUCAAGCAGGGUCAAACGCGUUAUCACUUUCUCAUCCUGCUCUUCUCCAAGGAAGAGGACCUCAGCCUCACCCUCAACAUGAGCGAAGAGGACGUGGAGCGCCGCUAUGAGGGCAAACUGAGUAAAAACAUGUCUGGAUCUCUGUAUGAAAUGGUUAGCAGAGUGAUGAAGGCUCUCGUCAACCGAAAGAUCACUGUGCCCGGAAACUUCCAGGGUCAUUCUGGGGCUCAGUGCAUCACCUGCUCCUACAAGGCGUCCUCAGGCCUCCUCUACCCCCUGGAGAGGGGCUUCAUCUAUGUCCACAAGCCCCCGGUCCACCUGCGCUUCGAGGAGAUCUCCUGUGUCAACUUUGCUCGAGGCACCACAACAACGCGAUCCUUUGACUUUGAGAUCGAGACAAAGCAAGGAAAUCAGUACACUUUCAGCAGCAUUGAGAGGGAAGAGUACGGCAAACUGUUUGACUUUGUUAACGCCAAGAAGCUCAACAUCAAGAACAGAGGAUUCAAAGAGGGCAUGAAGGGUAAAAUUGACGAGUACAGUGACUCAGACGAAGACCAGCAUGACGCCUACCUGGAGAGGAUGAAGGCUGAGGGCAAGAUCAGAGAGGAGGGCAAUGACAGCAAUGAUUCAGAGGGUGAAAGCGAUGAGUCGUUUAACCCCGGAGAAGAAGAUGAUGACAUUGCAGAAGAGUACGACAGCAACGCUUCCGCAAGUGACAGCAGUGAUGAAGGGGACGACAGUGAGGAAGAUGGCGCAAAGAAGAAGGUCAAAAAAGUCAAGGUUGUGAAGGAGAAAAAAGAGAGGAAACCACGCAGAGAGAAGAAGAAGAAAGAAACCGGUGGCCCUAAAAGACCGAUGAGUGCCUACAUGCUGUGGCUCAACUCCAGUCGUGAGAGAAUCAAGUCUGAGAACCCGGGAAUCUCCAUCACUGAGAUUUCCAAGAAGGCCGGAGAAAUGUGGAGACAAAUUGGCAAAGAAGAUAAGGAGGAGUGGGAAGGCAAGGCUGGAGAGGCCAAGAGGCAGUACGACAAAGCAAAGAAAGAGUAUUUAGAGAGCGGCGGCGGCGGCAGUGGAGCAACCCCCUCUUCAAAGAAGGAGAGUAGAAAGUCUGGAGGCAAGAAGAAGGAGGAGAAGAAGAGGAAAUCUUCUGGGGGAGAUAAGGACAAGGACAAGGAGCGGGGAGGAGGAGGAGGAGGAGGCGGAGGAGGAGGAGGAGGCAACGACAGCUUCAAGAGUAAAGAGUUUAUCGAGACCAGCGAGAGUUCAUCAGACUCUGACCGCAAGAGCAAGUCCAAGAGGAAGAAGAAGGAAUCUGAUGAUGAGGAGGAGGAGGCUGCAUCCACACCUGCCAGCUCAGAGGAAGAGUCAGACUAAACACACACUGCUACACAUGUACACACAAACACCAAGGACCAAGCAUUCAUACAAUCUGUGUUGAUUCACACAAACGGACUGGCAGACCCACCAACAGACGAGUUGUAUUUGUUUUCUUCUCCGUGUCUUUUAUAAGUUCAAAUACAGCUAUUGACUGUUCAAGCUUCAUUUAGUAUUUGAUGUUUGUUAAUUCCCGUGGAAAAAAUCUGUGAAACGGAGGAAUACUUGUGUAAUGCUUUGCCCAAAAUUCUUGAAGGGUUUGAUUAUUUUACCCAUGGGGAGGGUUUUUGUAGUUUUUCUUAGCACUGAGAAGUGUAGGAGUUAUCUGAUGAAUGAAUGUGGAAAGGAAGAAAGGAGCACAUGCUAAACAAUUUUGUUCCUCGUGUGCAGAGCAUUUAAAAGUUGAACUUAACGGCUUAUGUUUUGAAAUGUCAUGUUUUCAGGCUUCAAUAAAUAAAUGGCUCAUUUUUAAUAAAAGAAAAAUACUC
Molecule: messenger RNA, 2740 nt
Organism: Labrus bergylta (ballan wrasse)
Lineage: Eukaryota; Metazoa; Chordata; Actinopteri; Labriformes; Labridae
Gene: ssrp1a
Product: structure specific recognition protein 1a
Biological process (GO): regulation of chromatin organization
Cellular component (GO): nucleus; FACT complex
Molecular function (GO): histone binding; nucleosome binding; DNA binding
Source: RefSeq, a predicted model, not a curated record